Molecule: messenger RNA, 2517 nt
Organism: Diabrotica balteata
Lineage: Eukaryota; Metazoa; Arthropoda; Insecta; Coleoptera; Chrysomelidae
Source: the annotation of a GenBank genome assembly
AGAUAAGAAGGUUAGGUCCAUUUCCAUUAAAUUCGUUAAGUAGCAGUAGCUAUGGAAGAUAAAAUUGAAAUAAAGAAAGGGUUUACUGAAUAUGACCAACCAUGUAUAGGUCAUCUAUGGACAUCGACAUCAGUAGAUCUCCAAGACUUAAAAGUUGAACCAGAGAAAGUUGAUCUAGCUAUGGAAGUUAAAGUUAAAAAGGUGGAAGAGUUUUCAGAAGAUGACCAAAAAUAUAUAGAGACUCAUCUAUGUACAUCAACAGAUCUUCAAGACUUAAAGACCGAACCAGAGGAAAAUGAACCAGGUAAUUUACAGAAUAAAAACAGAAUGAAAACAUCUGAACAUUCAUCUCAUAAAGAACAUUUGGUUAGAUACAGUGAAGAAAAAACAUUAAAUAAAAAUAUGACAGUGCAAACUGGGAAAGGCCCUUACACAUGUGCAAUUUGUUUAAAACAGUUUUCUCAACGAUUUAAUUUGAAAAUACAUUUGAGAGUACAUGCUGAAAAAAAACCACACAAAUGUGAAAUUUGUUUAAAGCAGUUUACUCAAGCAGGUAAUUUGAAAUCACAUUUGAUGACUCAUACUGAAGAUAAACCUUACAAGUGUGAUAUUUGUUUUAAGCAAUUUACUCAAGUAAUUCAUUUGAAAUCACAUUUGAGGACACACACUGGAGAAGAAUAUUACAAGUGUGAUAUUUGUUUUAAGCAAUUUACUCACGCAAAUCAGUUGAAAUUACAUGUGGGAACACAUACUGGAAAAAAACCUCACAAAUGUGAAAUUUGUUUCAAGCAGUUUACUCAAGCGAGUAAUUUGAAAUCACAUUUGAAAAGACACACUGGAGAAAAACCUCAUAAAUGUGAAAUUUGUUUCAAGCAGUUUGCUCAUGCGCGUUAUUUGAAAUCACAUUUGAAAAGACACACUGGAGAAAAACCUCAUAAAUGUGAAAUUUGUUUCAAGCAGUUUACUACAGGGAGUUAUUUGAAAUCACAUUUGAGAACACACACUGGAGAAAAACCUUACAAGUGUGAUAUUUGUUUUAAGCAAUUUGCUCAAGCAAUUCAUUUGAAAUCACAUAUGAUGACUCACACUGGAGAAAAACCUUACAAGUGUGAUAUUUGUUUUAAGCAAUUUACUCAAGCAAUUCAUUUGAAAUCACAUUUGAGGACACACCCUGGAGAAGAACCUUACAAGUGUGAUAUUUGUUUUAAGCAAUUUACUCAGGCAAAUCAGUUGAAAUUACAUGUGGGAACACAUACUGGAGAAAAACCUCACAAAUGUGAAAUUUGUUUCAAGGAGUUUACUCAAGCGAGUAAUUUGAAAUCACAUUUGAAAAGACACACUGGAGAAAAACCUCAUAAAUGUGAAAUUUGUUUCAAGCAGUUUGCUCAUGCGUGUAAUUUGAAAUCACAUUUGAAAAGACACGCUGGAGAAAACCUUCAUAAAUGUGAAAUUUGUUUCAAGCAGUUUACUACAGGGAGUUAUUUGAAAUCACAUUUGAGAACACACACUGGAGAAAAACCUUACAAGUGUGAUAUUUGUUUUAAGCAAUUUGCUCAAGCAAUUCAUUUGAAAUCACAUUUGAGGACACACACUGGAGAAGAACCUUACAAGUGUGAUAUUUGUUUUAAGCAAUUUACUCACGCAAAUCAGUUGAAAUUACAUGUGGGAACACAUACUGGAGAAGAACCUCACAAAUGUGAAAUUUGUUUCAAGCAGUUUACUAAAGCGAGUAAUUUGAAAUCACAUUUGAAAAGACACACUGGAGAAAAGCCUCAUAAAUGUGAAAUUUGUUUCAAGCAGUUUGCUCAUGCGUGUAAUUUGAAAUCACAUUUGAGAAGACACACUGGAGAAAAACCUCAUAAAUGUGAAAUUUGUUUCAAGCAGUUUACUACAGGGAGUUAUUUGAGAUCACAUUUGAGAACACACACUGGAGAAAUUCCUUACAAGUGUGAUAUUUGCUUUAAACGGUUUACUGUAGCAUGUACUUUGAAAUUACAUAUGAUGACUCACACUGGAGAAAGACCUUACAAGUGUGAUAUUUGUUUUAAGCAAUUUGCUCAAGCAAUUCAUUUGAAAUCACAUAUGAUGACUCACACUGGAGAAAAACCUUACAAGUGUGAUAUUUGUUUUAAGCAAUUUACUCAAGCGACUCAUUUGAAAUCACAUUUGAGGACACACACUGGAGAAGAACCUUACAAGUGUCAUAUUUGUUUUAAGCAAUUUACUCACGCAAAUCAGUUUAAAUUACAUGUGGGAACACAUACUGGAGAAAAACCUCACAAAUGUGAAAUUUGUUUCAAGCUGUUUACUCAAGCGAGUAAUUUGAAAACACAUUUGAAAAGACACACUGGAGAAAAACCUCAUAAAUGUGAAAUUUGUUUCAAGCAGUUUGCUCAUGCGUGUAAUUUGAAAUCACAUUUGAAAAGACACACUAGAGAAACAACUUUAUAAGUGUAAAAUGAUUGUGAUUAACAGAUUGCUGUUUAUCAGUUAAAUAUAAAAUGUCAUUAAAGUUAU